UUUUAUCAUUUUGGUGGGCAGGAAAGAAUAUUUGUUGGUGACAUUUAAGGAUCAGACAAGAUGGUGAAGUUCACAGCUGACGAGCUUCGCCGAAUUAUGGACUACAAAUACAACAUCCGUAAUAUGUCUGUUAUUGCCCACGUGGAUCAUGGAAAAUCAACGCUCACUGAUUCCCUUGUGGCUGCUGCUGGUAUCAUUGCACAAGAAGUUGCUGGAGAUGUCCGUAUGACUGAUACUCGUGCUGAUGAAGCUGAGCGUGGCAUUACGAUCAAGUCUACUGGUAUCUCUCUCUACUAUGCGAUGACUGAUGAGGCUUUAAAGAGCUACAAGGGAGAACGCCAGGGAAAUGAGUACUUGAUCAAUCUUAUUGAUUCCCCUGGGCACGUUGACUUCUCAUCUGAAGUUACAGCGGCCCUUCGUAUUACUGAUGGUGCACUUGUGGUGGUAGACUGUGUUGAGGGUGUCUGUGUCCAAACUGAGACUGUGCUUAGACAGGCUCUGGGUGAAAGGAUCAGGCCUGUCUUAACUGUCAACAAGAUGGACAGGUGCUUCCUUGAGCUUCAGGUUGAUGGAGAAGAGGCUUAUCAGACAUUCCAAAGAGUGAUUGAGAAUGCUAAUGUCAUUAUGGCUACAUAUGAGGAUCCACUUCUUGGUGAUGUUCAAGUCUAUCCUGAGAAAGGAACUGUUGCUUUCUCUGCUGGUUUGCAUGGUUGGGCUUUUACCUUGACAAACUUUGCUAAGAUGUAUGCAUCCAAAUUUGGUGUUGAUGAAUCAAAGAUGAUGGAGAGGCUCUGGGGUGAGAACUUCUUUGACCCUGCUACGAAGAAGUGGACCACUAAGAACACUGGCUCUCCUACUUGCAAGCGUGGUUUUGUUCAGUUCUGCUAUGAACCCAUUAAGCAGAUUAUCAACACUUGCAUGAAUGAUCAGAAAGAUAAACUCUGGCCUAUGUUGCAAAAGCUUAAUGUCAACAUGAAGUCUGACGAAAAGGACUUGAUGGGGAAGGCAUUGAUGAAGCGUGUCAUGCAGACAUGGCUCCCUGCAAGUACUGCACUCCUGGAAAUGAUGAUCUUUCACCUUCCCUCUCCUGCCAAAGCGCAAAAGUACCGUGUUGAGAACUUGUAUGAGGGUCCCCUUGAUGAUCAAUAUGCUAAUGCUAUCAGGAACUGUGAUCCUGAUGGUCCUCUCAUGCUUUACGUAUCUAAGAUGAUUCCUGCGUCUGAUAAAGGUAGGUUUUUUGCUUUUGGUCGUGUGUUCUCUGGUAAGGUCUCAACUGGUUUGAAGGUCAGGAUUAUGGGUCCAAACUUUGUUCCUGGUGAAAAGAAAGAUUUGUAUGUGAAGAGUGUACAAAGGACUGUUAUUUGGAUGGGAAAGAGGCAGGAAACUGUUGAGGAUGUGCCUUGUGGUAACACAGUGGCCAUGGUUGGUUUGGAUCAGUACAUCACGAAGAAUGCUACCCUUACUAAUGAGAAGGAAGUUGAUGCUCAUCCUAUUCGAGCAAUGAAGUUUUCUGUCUCACCUGUUGUUCGUGUGGCCGUUCAGUGCAAAGUUGCAUCUGAUCUUCCCAAGCUCGUUGAAGGUCUUAAACGUCUGGCCAAGUCAGAUCCUAUGGUUGUCUGUUCCAUUGAGGAGUCUGGAGAGCACAUCAUCGCUGGUGCUGGUGAACUCCACCUUGAGAUCUGUUUGAAGGAUUUGCAGGAUGAUUUCAUGGGUGGUGCUGAGAUUAUUAAGUCGGAUCCUGUUGUGUCAUUCCGUGAGACUGUCCUUGAGAAGUCUUGCCGCACUGUCAUGAGUAAGUCCCCCAACAAGCACAACCGUCUCUAUAUGGAAGCCCGACCAUUGGAGGACGGUCUUGCUGAGGCAAUUGAUGAUGGUCGUAUUGGUCCUAGGGAUGAUCCUAAGGCUCGUUCUAAGAUCCUUUCCGAGGAGUUUGGUUGGGACAAGGAUCUGGCCAAGAAAAUCUGGUGUUUUGGUCCUGAGACAACUGGCCCUAACAUGGUUGUGGAUAUGUGUAAGGGAGUUCAGUACUUGAAUGAAAUCAAGGAUUCUGUUGUUGCUGGGUUUCAAUGGGCAUCAAAGGAAGGUGCAUUGGCUGAAGAGAACAUGAGAGGUAUCUGCUUUGAAGUCUGUGAUGUGGUUCUUCAUGCUGAUGCCAUUCACAGAGGGGGUGGUCAGGUCAUUCCAACUGCUCGUAGGGUUAUUUAUGCUUCCCAGCUAACAGCCAAGCCUAGGCUGCUUGAGCCUGUGUACCUGGUUGAAAUCCAAGCUCCUGAGCAGGCCCUUGGUGGUAUUUACAGUGUUCUUAACCAGAAACGUGGUCAUGUCUUUGAGGAGAUGCAGAGGCAAGGUACCCCGCUUUACAACAUCAAGGCAUACCUCCCUGUUGUUGAGUCAUUUGGAUUCUCUGGCACUUUGAGAGCUGCAACCUCAGGACAGGCUUUCCCACAAUGUGUGUUUGAUCACUGGGAUAUGAUGUCGUCUGACCCACUGGAGGCGGGAUCACAGGCUGCACAGCUUUGUACUGAUAUCCGUAAGAGGAAGGGCUUGAAGGAGCAGAUGACCCCACUGUCAGAAUUCGAAGACAAGCUGUAAGCAGCGUCUUUUUUUUGGCAAGGGAUUAAGUUGCUGGCAAACUAUUUAAAGCAGAAAUUUUGCUGCCCUUGAUUUUGUUUUGUUACUUUAUAUCGUUAUAUUUAGUAUCCGUGUGUUCUAUUGUAGUCACCGAAACUUGUGUUUAUUUUGGUUUUAAGAGCUCUUCUUAGAGGAACAAUGAGUAAUGUUUUACCGUGUUAUAUUAGUCUGCUGUUUUGAACUAUAUUUCUUCCAAUGACAUUUCAGUUUUUGAUGUUCA
Molecule: messenger RNA, 2851 nt
Organism: Pistacia vera
Lineage: Eukaryota; Viridiplantae; Streptophyta; Magnoliopsida; Sapindales; Anacardiaceae
Product: elongation factor 2
Exons: 2
Coding region: 61-2592 (843 amino acids)
Biological process (GO): translational elongation
Cellular component (GO): cytosol; ribonucleoprotein complex
Molecular function (GO): GTP binding; GTPase activity; ribosome binding
Source: RefSeq, a predicted model, not a curated record